ACUAAAACCUGGCGCGCAGUGUGAGUUUGACGCAGCAGGCACAUGUGUGAUUGGUUCUACUUAAUUUUCUAUAACGAUUCUAUUUCACACAUAGAAUUGAAUUUAAGAAAAAAUUCUGUAACGAUGCUAGUAGAAGAAAUUUAAUCCAAAAUGCCGGACAUGAAAUACAUUUUAGUAACUGGCGGUGUCAUCAGCGGUGUAGGGAAAGGUGUCAUCGCAAGUUCUUUCGGGACAAUUUUAAAGAGCUGUGGUAUUGAUGUUACGUCUAUAAAAAUCGACCCAUAUAUUAAUAUUGAUGCUGGUACCUUCUCUCCAUAUGAACAUGGUGAAGUUUACGUGCUUGAUGACGGAGGUGAGGUGGACCUUGAUCUUGGCAACUACGAGCGUUUCUUGGAUAUCACACUGCAUCGGGACAAUAAUAUCACGACUGGGAAGAUUUACCAACAGGUCAUUGAACGUGAAAGGCGUGGGGACUAUCUUGGAAAGACUGUUCAAGUGAUUCCCCACAUAACGGAUGCUAUUCAAGAAUGGGUGCAAAGAGUGGCUCAUAUUCCUGUUACACCAGACAAUUCCGCGCCUAAGGUGUGCAUUAUUGAGUUGGGAGGAACAAUAGGUGAUAUUGAAGGAAUGUCAUUUGUUGAAGCAUUUAGACAAUUCCAAUUUAGAGUAAAAAGAGAAAAUUUCUGCUGUGCUCAUGUCUCUUUGGUGCCGAUGCCAAAAUCAACAGGUGAACCAAAAACAAAACCUACACAAUCCUCAGUCAGAGAACUUAGAGGACUUGGCUUAUCGCCUGAUUUGAUUCUAUGCCGUUCUGAAAUACCUAUCAAUCACACAGUCAAAGAAAAGAUUUCCAAUUUCUGUCAUGUCGGACCUGAACAGGUUAUAUGCAUACAUGAUCUGAGUUCAGUAUAUCAUGUACCUUUGCUGAUGGAAGCGCAGGGUGUGGUGCAAUAUCUCAAUGAAAGGCUGCAAUUGAAUAUGUCCGUGCCUCGCCCGGGAAGAUUUAUGCAGAAAUGGCGUAAUCUAGCAAAGAGGGUAGAGAAUUUACGUAAAGAAGUAAACAUAACUUUAGUAGGAAAGUACACGAAGUUGGAGGAUAGCUAUGCAAGUGUUACUAAGGCGUUGCAGCACGCCUCUAUAGCGGCGGGCUACAGACUUAAUCUCACGUACGUAGAAGCCGUUUCUCUGGAGCGCCAGACGAAGAUAGACGACCCUGUUAGCUAUCAUAAGGCUUGGCAGGAUCUUUGUAAGUGCGAUGGGGUGAUAAUUCCUGGUGGAUUUGGACAAAGAGGAAUGGAGGGAAAGAUUGAAGCAGCUCAAUGGUGCCGUGAAACCCAGAAACCUAUGCUGGGCAUCUGCUUAGGUCUACAAGCUGCUGUAAUAGAGUUUGCAAGAAAUGUCCUCGGUCUGAAGGGAGCUAAUAGCACAGAAGUAGAUCCCAAUUGUGAAGACAAACUGGUCAUCGAUAUGCCGGAACACCAUCCCGGGAAUCUUGGCGGUACAAUGAGAUUGGGCAAACGCAAGACAUAUUUGGAAUCUAGUUUAAUAUCACAAUUGUAUAAGAAGGAUAUAAUCGAGGAGCGUCACCGGCACCGGUACGAGGUGAACCCGGAGUACAUCGAGCGGCUGGAGGCGGGCGGGCUGCGCUUCGUGGGCAAGGACGAGACGCGCACGCGCAUGGAAGUCGCGCUCGUCGACCGACACCCCUACUACGUCACCGUGCAGUUCCACCCCGAGUACCUCUCCAGGCCGCUCUCACCCAGCCCACCCUUCAUGGGUUUAAUACUAGCCUCACUAGGAAAGCUGAAAUCUUAUCUCUCUAAAGGAUGCAGGCUCAGUCCCAGGAAUCAGUCUGAUGUUAGCUCAGAUGAAGAAGAUCUUUCAGUGUCGUCUUUAAGUUUAAUUGAAGAGAAAACUGUCAUUGAAAAUGGCAAGCAUGUUAAUGGUGUUAAGUAAAAAUUUUAAUUUAAGAUAACUUGAUAGAACUAAGUGCAAAUGUAAUUCCACUUGAAAUACAGUAUCUAUGUGUAUCUGAAAUUAUAAUUGUUAUCUUUUAUUAUAUUUUGACCAGUGUAUAUUACUUAAAAUGUAUUUGUGUCAAAACUAUAUAUAUUUAAUUACCCCAAUAUAUCUUGUAAUGUUAUAAACCUCUAAAAAUAUUCCAGCUUCACUUUUUAGCAAAAUUGCUAUUUUUAUAUUAUAUUCUUCAAGAAUUAUUGUAUAUCUGUAGUGUGAGUGAGAUGAACAUAUACAAAUGACAAAGAAAGAAUGUAUUUAGUGGUUCUUCGUUUGGCUUACUCGAUAUCUUUAAAAUCUCUCAAAUAAUAAAAAAAGGUUGUUGCUUAAAUGAUACCUGUACUGUAUGGUAUUUACCAUUUUUAAAUGUAAAAUUUGUUAUUUUUGAUUCUGACAAAAAUGUUGAAGAAUGAAAGCGAUUUAUUAAUUUAGCAUAAUACUAGUUAAAAUAAUUCAAUAAAAAUGUUAUCAUAUAAAAGUAUUGUUUGUGUAUAACUCAUCCAUAUUCUGCAAGUGUUGAAAGAGAUUCCAGGAAUGAAUUUUUAUGUUUUUCUGUUAUGUGGAAAUUAUUAAAUUGAGAAUGAGACAUGGGUAAGUUGUGUCCUUUACAAUAAUGUUGCCAGUGAAGUCGCAUUUUGUUACUUUUUUUUUAUUUUGGAGUAUCGAAUUAUUCUUCGAUAAUUUUUAAGCACAGUAAAAUACAUUAAUAUAAGUCAUAUACUUUACUGAGCUUAUUUGAAAUAUAUUUCAAAUGUACCCUUUUAUUUUUCAUUAAAGAUUGAUAAACGGCGAACAAAUGAACUUAUUAA
Messenger RNA from Papilio polytes (common Mormon), 2825 nucleotides. It is a transcript of the gene Ctps, whose product is annotated as CTP synthase. The coding region runs from base 151 to 1956 and encodes 601 amino acids. The record is from RefSeq and is a predicted model, not a curated record. The transcript is spliced from 10 exons. Gene Ontology annotation, molecular function: CTP synthase activity; identical protein binding. NCBI's taxonomy places the organism in Eukaryota, Metazoa, Arthropoda, Insecta, Lepidoptera, Papilionidae. Gene Ontology annotation, cellular component: cytoplasm; cytoophidium. Gene Ontology annotation, biological process: pyrimidine nucleobase biosynthetic process; CTP biosynthetic process.